AUGGAACCAAAACAUUCAAAGCGUUCGCUUGAUAUUAUUUCCAUAAAAGAAGAAAACGCUCUUAUCAGGGCUGCUACAUAUAAUGAAGACAAUGAAGAAUUACAAUUUGCAUUAUUCAACGACAAACCGGACUUUUCUCCGCAUGCCUUGAAACAUUACUUUGGAACGAGACUUUCAACACUCAUGGAUUUACCUCUCUUUCACAGAGAGGAGGGAUGGUUAGAGGUGCUCAAUCCAAUCCCUGGGUUAAGAGAAAUGACCGCCAGUAAUUGGAAUUUCUAUUUUUUGGGAUACUUCGGUUGGGUUGUUGAUGCGAUGGAUUUCUUUUGUGUUGCUGUUGCUGUUCCUGAAAUUGCUGCUACUUUAGGUGUUUCCGUGACUGACGUCAGUUGGGGAGUUACAUUAGUGCUAAUGCUUAGAUCCGUGGGUUCUCUCGGAUUUGGUAUUGCUUCAGAUUAUUUAGGAAGAAAGUGGACCUAUAUUAUUAUUGCAGCUUGUUUUAUCGGUGUCGAGAUUGGCACUGGGUUUGUUCAGACUUAUGAACAAUUCUUAGGGGUUAGAGCCUUGUUUGGUAUUCUCAUGGGUGGUAUGUAUCCGAUUGCCAUGGUUACUGCUUUAGAAGGACAGCCAACAAAGGCAAGAUCAAUUCUUUCUGGGUUCUUCAUACCAGGAUAUAAUGUCGGGUAUCUUUUUGCGACGAUUUUCUAUCGGGCCUUUGUUGAUACCUAUAAACCAGGGGAAGGAUGGAGAUCGCUUUUCUUUUUCUCAGGUGGUUUGUCGGUCAUCUUAAUUGUUUGGAGAGUGUGUUCCCCAGAGUCGCCAGAUUUUAUCAAAAUCCAAGAAAAGAAGAAGAAAUUCAAUGCUGAAAUGGAAAAGGGUGGUGGAUUCUGGAAGAAGUUUGAUUAUAGUGUAUUAGUCACACUUAAGACGGAAUGGUUAAUGUUCCUAUACCUUGUGAUUUUGUACAGUGGUUAUAGUUUCCUCGCUCAUGGGACUAUGGAUUUGUAUGCAACACUUUUAUCUACCCAAUUCAAUGUUAAUGUUGACCAAAGAACCCUUAUCGUUGCUAUCAGUAACGUCGGGGGUGUGAUCGGAGGUGUCUGUAUGGGUAAUGCUUCUGAGAUCUUUGGAAGAAGAUUAACCAUUAUAAUUUCUAUGCUCUGGUGUGGUGCCUUUUGCUAUCCAGCCUUCUUCAAUGCUGACAAGAAUUGGUGGGCAUAUGUGUUGUUAAAUGUUGGGGUUUUGGGUGCUUGGGGUGUCGGUCCAAUUCAUCUUUUAGAAUUGGUGAAUACUACCCACAGAACCUUAUUAGCUGGUUUAGCUUAUCAAUUAGGUAAUUUAGUUUCUUCAGCCUCUAUGACGAUUGAAGCAAAACUUGGAGAACUUUUCCCAAUUGAAGGGGCCGCUCCAGGAGUAUACGACUAUGCGUUGGUUAUGUGUAUUUUCUCAGGUGCUAUUUUUGCAUUUAUGAUACUCGUUGUUUUCCUUGGUCCGGAAAGAUUCCAUAAGGAAUUAAGAGUUAUUGACGAUGUGCAUGAGCUUGAAGAUCACGAGGAAAAAGCGGUUGACAUGAGAGAAAACAAACCAACCGUGUAA
This is a messenger RNA of Hemisphaericaspora subhashii, 1596 nucleotides long. RefSeq names its product JEN1. The coding region runs from base 1 to 1596 and encodes 531 amino acids. The transcript has a single exon. Gene Ontology annotation, biological process: plasma membrane lactate transport. NCBI's taxonomy places the organism in Eukaryota, Fungi, Ascomycota, Pichiomycetes, Serinales, Debaryomycetaceae. Gene Ontology annotation, molecular function: secondary active monocarboxylate transmembrane transporter activity. Gene Ontology annotation, cellular component: plasma membrane. The record is from RefSeq and is a predicted model, not a curated record.